GAAAUAUCUGCUCUGAAACUUAUUUUUUAUAUAGAUAGGUAUAGCUUUGGAAAAAAAUAUUCGUAAAAGACUUCAAUACUAUUUAUUACAAAUAACAGUUAGUAAGUAAUAAAUAGUAUUUCAUCAUAUAUAACCUAGGUAGGUACUUUAUUGGGCAAAUUGUUGACAGUGAAAAGUAUUUGUGAUCCUGAGAUUUUGAUUGAAAGUUUACAAAAGUUUUAAAUAUUUUUGCAGAUUAAAAUAAUAACAACAAGAUUGAUAGAAAUCAGUAUGAAAGUAGACGACUACGUUUACAAACAUAUACCGAUUUCUGAAACGGAUGCUGAAAAAUAUAUGAGGGAAGUAUCAGCAUACAAAGAUCAAUGCGGGCGGGAUCAGCGCUCUCUGCAGGUGAUCGAUAAAUUGACUCGCUGCAUGAAAGCUAUAAUAAGAGACCACGAAGAAAUAAGAAAUGACACCAAUCACGACAGUCCUACAGUAGCUUAUGAUAUUAGAAGCACUUCCAUAUCACCAGUGUAUUCAAUAGCCGACGAAGAUAGAAACCAACUGACUCAAGUAGCUCAGGAAAGAGGUGGAGGUAAUGAAGAGGUUACUACAGAUAUAGACAUUAUAGACUUAACUAAUAUGGAAGAUGACGACAACAGCAAUAAUAAAACAGCUACAGAAUGUAAUGUUGAAGUUGAAAUACAUAGAGGCAUAUCUAAUUUAUCUUUGCAAGAUGUUGCCCACACUUUGAAGGACAGAACUGAAGAUACAAAUUGUUCUCAAAGUAUACUAAAUAAUUUUGUUAAUGUUGAAAAUAUGCAGCAGAAUAAAGUUAAUAAUAUUACUCCUGGAUCGACUGCUCCUAUAAGGGUGGUUAAUUUUAGCGAUAUAAAUAAAGCUAAUACUAUAUUUCAAACGAAUAAAAUAAGUAAAGAUGAUGAUAUAAAUGAAAUAAACAAUAAGAAUUCCUUUCCACAAACUUUAAGCAACUUAAACACUGACAUAAUUCUAAAAAGACCCAUGUCUAUUUGUGAAACAAAAUAUAAUUUGAUAGCCUCAGCUUCUGGAGAAACUAAAGGUGUCAAAGUUGUGCAGCCUAAUGUUUCUAUUCCAAAUAAUAAUAUUUUUACUGCAAAUCAAUAUUUCGUCUCAAAUAUUUCUAAAAGUCAAAUACAGACUUAUACAGACAGGACUUGUACUAUAAAUACUUUCGAUCAACAUACAAACAUAACUCAAACUCCCCAAAAUAAAGUAAAUGAGACAAGACCGUUCACUAAUAUAAUUGCACCUAAUUUUGGUGUUCCAACCCAUUCACAUCACGAAGUAACAAAAACCAAACACAUUUUGAACAAUAAUAAAACUUUGAAAGUAGCCAAGAACAAAAAAAAUACUACAAAUUCUAUGGCUAUCGCUCAUUCUGCCAUUUCUGAGGAAUCCAAAAAGACAAAAACGCCUCGCAAAAGUAAAGGCACUAGUAUUGAUAAAAAUAUCCCUAAAACCAAAACAGAUACAAGGAAAGCUAUCAUAAUGCCUGUAAAAGGAAACAGAAACAAGAAAGUGCCGAUUUAUAAUAAAAACGUUAUUGACGAUUUAUCUUGGAUAGAAAAUAUAAGAUACAUCAGAGAAAUUGACGCAAGCGAAAAUGAUUGUAAACUGCAAUUGGAAGAUGAUUUUUGGGACAAUUAUUAUUUGCCCGCCAACUGGAAUGACAAUGAAUUUGCGUAAUACACCGCUGAUUAUAUAGAUUCAUAAAAUAAAUGUAUGUCCAUUUAA
Messenger RNA from Spodoptera frugiperda (fall armyworm), 1758 nucleotides. RefSeq lists its product as uncharacterized. Bases 271 to 1710 code for a protein of 479 amino acids. NCBI's taxonomy places the organism in Eukaryota, Metazoa, Arthropoda, Insecta, Lepidoptera, Noctuidae. The transcript has 2 exons. The record is from RefSeq and is a predicted model, not a curated record.